AUGUCUUCAGCUUCAUCUAAAAAGAUAUUGGAAUUUCAUAAUUCUGAAUCUAGUUUUAUAAUAACUUCAAGUAUAAUAAGCAAUAAUGGUCAAGAAUCUGAAUUUACAAUAUCCUCAAGUACAAUGAGUAAUAGUGAUCAAUCAAAAUCACAACAAACUGAAAGAGUAAAUGAGUUUACACAAACUAUAAUAGAGAAUGAAACUAAUUUUAUACCAAUGAUUGGAGAAUAUGGUCCUUACUUCAAGAAUUUUACAGAAAUAGUAUUUUUUAUUUGGAUUACAAAGUAUAUGAUUACUUCUCGAGAUAUACCUACUUUGAAAUAA
Molecule: messenger RNA, 324 nt
Organism: Funneliformis mosseae
Lineage: Eukaryota; Fungi; Glomeromycota; Glomeromycetes; Glomerales; Glomeraceae
Source: the annotation of a GenBank genome assembly